Molecule: messenger RNA, 5090 nt
Organism: Thermothielavioides terrestris NRRL 8126
Lineage: Eukaryota; Fungi; Ascomycota; Sordariomycetes; Sordariales; Chaetomiaceae
Exons: 3
Coding region: 458-4822 (1454 amino acids)
Biological process (GO): endocytosis; endosomal transport
Cellular component (GO): plasma membrane; cytoplasm
Molecular function (GO): protein binding; calcium ion binding
Source: RefSeq, a predicted model, not a curated record
AGCGUGAGAGGGCGGGUAAUUGCAUAACGUUAUAACGCUAAUUGUCACGAUGCUUACAACGGUAAUGCAAUUUGGUACGGAUUACUGAGCAAAUGCAUGUAGUUAUCUAGAAUUCCCAGAUCAGGGACCACCCAAACCCGGAGUGCUCCAACCAAGCCCCAAUCAAGCGUUGGAGCAUCAGCCACCAGCCAUCCUCCAACUGGGCGCCUUCCAGCCUCGCACAGGCGUCGUCAUCACCAUUGCCGUCUGCCUGUGGACGGGACCAUCACUCCUUGAGCUUCGACACCAACAUAUUUAAUCAUCCGCCUGCUCGGCUACAGGUACUUUCCCUCGGCCUGCGCCGCAAUUCCCUCAGCAGACACGCGACCCACCCCGGUCGACUGCUCGCUUGCCUGUGCCCCUUUUCCGCCGACUCCGACCCCGAUCCCCGGGCCAAGCAAUCGACAUCAUCGGUGCCAUGUACUCGAAUUCGAACUCCUUCCUCGGCGGCAACAGCCUCCGCCCCCCCGCUCCGCAGUAUGGCGUUCCCUUCGGUGCGGGUGCUGGUCAGCCCCAGCAGCAGCAGCAGCAGCCGCCGUCGCAGCCGGGACCGUUCGUCCCGCAGGCGACCGGCUUCGCCCAGCCGCCGCUCCAGCAGCAGUACACCGGCUAUCAGGGCGUGCAGCCGCAGUUUACCGGCUUUGGCCAGGGUCCGCAGCAGAACACGUCCUCCGCCGUGCCGCCCGUGCCCGCCAUCCCCCAGCAGUACCAGCAACAGUUUCAGCAGCAGCGUCAGCAGCAGCCGAGUCCCUUUUCCGCCGCGCCGGCUCAGCCUACGCUUCAAACGCAGGCAGCGCCUCCGCCGCCCAUGAAGCCCCAACCCACCGGCUUCACCGAGAUGGCUGCUUCCUUCCAGACUGCGGGCGGCGCAAAGCCGAAGCCGAGCGUGGCCCCAAAGCAGCCCAACAAGAUCCCCAAUAUCCGCCUCUCGUUCAUUACCGCACAGGAUCAGGCCAAGUUCGAGACAUUGUUCAAGUCGGCUGUGGGCGACAGCCAGACUACCAUGUCGGGAGAGAAAGCAAGGGACCUGCUUCUGCGGUCUAGGCUAGAUGGGGACACGCUGUCUCACAUCUGGACCCUCGCUGAUACAACACGGUCAGGGCAGCUGCACUUCCCCGAGUUCGCUCUCGCCAUGUAUCUCUGCAACCUGAAACUCACCGGAAAGUCCCUGCCCUCCACAUUGCCCGAGAACAUUAAGAACGAGGUCUCCAGUAUGGUGGAUAUCAUCAAUUUCAGCGUGACCGAGGACGCAGGGCCCAGCUCCGCAACAGCCACCAACGCCCCUGAUUUCGGCGUGCGGCAAAGCACCGCCACCCCUCCCGUGAUUCAGCAUCCUCAGCCGCAGCCGUCGAACUCGCAGCUUCUCCAGGCCCAGAUGACUGGCUUUCCUACCCAGCAAACUGGGUUCCUAGGCCAGGGCCUUCAAGCGCAGCCAACCGGCAUGCCCCAGGCCACAGGCUACAACGGCCCCCGGCCGCCAAUGCCGCCCAUGCCAACGGGAUUUGGCUCCACGCUGUCUCCAAAUGCCGGGCCGGGCGGCAUGGUUGCGCCGCUGAACGCUCAGCCAACCGGGCGCCCUGGCCAGUGGGGCCUGGUGAAUACCCCAGCAACCGGGCUCCCGAACAUCGAUGCUCUGCAGGCACGCAUGAUGCCCCAGCCAGGCCGCGAGCAGCAAAACUACACCACUGCCGGGCUGCAGGGGAACGCCGUGAUUCCUUGGGCGAUCACCAAGGACGAGAAGACCAGGUACGACGCCUUGUUCCGCGCGUGGGACGGCCUGAACAAGGGGUAUAUCGGCGGCCAACAGGCCAUCGAGAUCUUCAGCCAAAGUGGCCUGGAGAAGCCCGACCUGGAGCGCAUCUGGACCCUUGCGGACCAUGGCAACAAGGGACGCCUGGAUCUCGACGAGUUUGCCGUGGCCAUGCACUUGAUUUAUCGGAAGCUCAACGGCUAUCCCAUCCCCAACCAGCUGCCUCCUGAAUUGGUGCCCCCUUCCACCAGAAACCUCAACGAAUCAAUCGGCACCAUCAAGAACAUGCUGCACCAAGAGUCGGAUUUUCGAAAGAACUCUGGCGCCGCCUUGCUGCCGCAGAAGACGGGCGUCAGCUACCUGAAGAGCCAUUCGUUCAAGGGUGUGGGUGGGCCGUUUGGUAAUCGCAAGGAUGCGACCGUCUUCAAAAACAACGACGACGAGGUGGGUUACCGGUCGAGCGCACGGCGUAGGGUCGGCGGUGCGUCGCCUCGCCCCGAGUCUCCCGCAUCUGUCGGCUCCAACGAGGACUUGACCCUCGAGCAACUGCGCAAAAAGAUCAAGGAGAGGCAGGUUCUUCUUGAUGCUAUGGAUUUCGCCGAUGAGAAGAAUGCCGAGGAAGACGAAAUCCUCGAUCGCCGUGAUCGCCGCGAAGCUGAGGAGCUUUACCGCCGCAUCAGGAGGAUCCAAGAAGAUAUCGACAAUCACCCGGAUUCUUCCCUGAUCAGCGGAGACUCGGAAGCAGAAAGGCGGGCUCUCAAGCGGCAGCUGCAGAACCUGACGGACAAGAUCCCCGAGCUAGCAUCGCAGAUCAGAAAGACCGAGAAGGCGAUUGCGGAAGCGAGACUCGAGCUGUUCCGCCUGAAGGACGCCAAAGCUCACCCAGGCAGCGCUGCCGCCAUCAUCGGGACAGGCCCGGGCGGCACCAUCACCGAGUCCGACAGGCUCAAGGCACGGGCCAAGGCAAUGAUGCAGCAGCGGACUGCUGCCCUCACCGGCAAGAAGGUCGACGCGGGGAGCAGUGAUCUGGACGCGGAGAAACGGCUUGAGGAAGAAAACAUCAAGGUGAAGACUGAGAAGGAGAACAAUGAGCGGAUGGUCCGGGACGUCGAGGACAGUGUUCGUGAGUUUGCUAAGGGCAUCGAAGACAAUCUCAAGGAAGGCGGCCAGGAUUCCACGACGGAGCACGAGAGGCGACGAUGGGAGGACGGCCUAGGCGUGGAGGACGAGGUCAGGGAUUUCAUCUUCGACCUUCAGAGGAGCAGUCGUGCCGCCCGCAUCAGAGCGCAGGAUCGGCAGGGAGGGCGGCCGGCUGCGCAGGAGCCUGUUCGGGCCGAGGUAUCUCCUUCCACUCGCGUCGAGAGCCCCUCUACGACCUCUCGUACGCCCACCCCGGCUUCUGCCCCCGCCACGGGCGGCUCUUACGCGUCGUACAAGACGCCCGAAGAGAGGGCCGCUUUCAUCAAGCAGCAGGCUGAACAGCGCAUGGCUGAGCGUCUCGCUGCCCUGGGCAUCAAGGCUCCGAUGAAGCCGGGCGAGACCGCAGCCCAACGGAUUGAGCGUGAGCGCGCCGAGCGCGCCGCCAAGCUGCGUCAGGCGGAAGAAGAGGACGCUAGGCGGGAAGCUGAGAGGCAGGCAAGGCUCGCUGAAGAGCAAGGGAUCCCGCCGCCCGCGCCGCAAGCUCCCAAGACCGAUGCUAAGAAGCCUCCUCCGCCUCCCAGCCGGAAGACGGGCAAAGCGGAGGACAGGCGUCCUGAGGAGGACCUCUCUGCAAAGAAGGCGGAAGAAGACCGUCUUGAACGGGAGCGCGAAGAGCAGGAGCGCGCCGCUCGGGAACUUGAGGAGCGCGCGAGGGCUCAAGAGGAAGAGCUUGCCCGUGAACGAGAGGAAGCCGAGGCUCGCCUGAAAGCUCUCGAGGAGCAAGUUCGCCAGGGCAAGCUGAAGAAGGAGGAGGAGAAGCGGAAGAAGAAGGCGGCACUCGCCGAAGCAAAGGAAAAGGAGGCGCAGCUGGCGCAGCGACGAGCCGAGAUCGAAGCGGCUCGUCGGCGUGAGGAGGAGCUACGCCGGCAGCUUGAGGCCAUGGAAGACGAAAGCUCGUCGUCGGACGAUGAGGGCCCGGAACAAAUCACCCCUCAAGCGUCGACUCCGACGCUAGGCGACAGCCAGAUCGUCCACCAGGAGCCUGAGCGAAAACCGACACCACCGCAACCGACACCACCGCAACCGACACCACCGCCAGCGACUGUAGCCUCGGUGCCGCAGAUAGUGACAUCAAGCCCUCCCACCGAGACGGAGAGUCGCAAUCCCUUCUUCAGGAUGAUGUCGCAGUCCUCUGACGCAUCUUCCGCCGCGGCGCCUCCGCCGGCACCGGCACCAGCACCCUCAGUGGCGCGGCCGCCGCCUCCCCAGCCCGACGUCUCGACGAACCCCUUCCACCGCAUGACACAGGCGGCCCCCCCGACUGCUCCAUCGAUUUCCGUCCAGCAGCGGCGCCUUGACGACGAUGGCUGGGGCUCGGACAAGGAAGACGAGGAGGAAGACUCGGACGACGACAGGCCGGGCGGUGCGAGUGCGGCCCAGCUGGCCUCGAUCCUCUUCGGCACCAUGGGGCCGCCGCGCCCGCUGUCCGCCACUGGCGACAAGGCCACCGCGUCCCCCCCGCCCGUAAGCUCGCCAGUCGCACCGCCGCCUCCUUCCGAGUCGGCCCCGCCCGCCGCGGCGUCACCGCCAGCGCCGCCUCCCCCUCCCCCAAUGCCCGGCGCUGCCGGCCCAGCCGCUCCGCCUCCUCCGCCUCCUCCGCCGCCGAUGCCUUCCGCCGGAGCUCCGUCUGCUCCUCCACCGCCCCCACCGAUUCCCGGCAUGGCGCCGCCCCCUCCGCCGCCGCCGCCGGCAGCGGGCGAUCUGCCCGCGCCGCCCCCGGCCGGCGGUCGCCCGGCAGGGUUCCUGAGCGAGAUCCAGGCGGGCAAGACCCUCCGGAAGACGGUGACGCGAGACAGGAGCGGGGCGGCUGUGGCCGGCACCGUGCUAAAUUGAUAUCACUUUACUGGUUCAUGCGCCGUCGUGGCAAGUGGAAAGUGUGCAGUCCUCCUGCCGGGCACCCAUCCGACUGGCAGGCGGCUGGCGGUUUCGGAGAAACCUGGCGGGGAGAGACACCAAGUUGGGUGUGUGGGGGUGUUAAUAGGGGUUUCGCUGGGGUUGGGUCGGCUUGUGCGAAGCACUCGGCUGCGGCUGGGCUGGUGAGGUCGCAAGGUAUGGAGGGUACCGUCGCCUACUCGUUCAGGUACCUUACCUGCGGGAGCGG